This is a messenger RNA of Paramuricea clavata, 21145 nucleotides long. NCBI's taxonomy places the organism in Eukaryota, Metazoa, Cnidaria, Anthozoa, Malacalcyonacea, Plexauridae. The record is from the annotation of a GenBank genome assembly.
GAUAUUAAUGAAUGUUUGACCAACCCAUGUGGAAAUAACGCUGCGUGUUUCAACACACCUGGUAGCUUCCGAUGUCAAUGUGCUCCGGGCUACACAGCCAGACCUUCCGGAUGUAUUGGUAAGAAAACAACUUUUUGGAUGCUUAUGUAACGAUAUGACAGAAACAGUAUAGCUGAAGUUCACCAAGCACUAUCAGAUAGUGCUCAAUACUAGAUUCCCCUUAUUACGUUUUCGUAGCGCUUUGCAUUGUGGUUAUGGUGGUAUCACUGAUAUUCAAGAUGGCUUAUUUUUUAUCCUGACCCGUGCAAGAACUUUUAAAAAAAGCUAGGGUCAGGGCGCGAUAGCCAACAGAAAAAUAUUCGCGAAAACAUUCAAUAUUUUCAUUCGAGGCCGCUAUCUUUAUCAGUGAUACCACUAUAACGACAAUGUAAAGCGCUACGAAAACGUAAUAAGGGGAAUCAUCAGUUGACAGUUUUAGAACGAUAAAAUACUUAAUUGACAGUUAUUAGAACGUUUCUUUUUGUAAUUUUAAAAAAUAUUUCAACACAUCAUUGUUUUUUCUAGUGCAUGCAUGUCAAAACUAUCUGAAAUUGACAUGCUGGCCCAUACCGCAUACUAAAACAAACCAAUACUGUAGUUAUUAAGCAAUGACAUCAAUUUUGAAGACAAAGAUGGGCAAUUAUAAAUUAACAUAAUCAGGGCCGUACAUUGCGUAAUCCCCCCCGAGAAAACUAUAUUUAUGAUUUUUAGAAUGACAUUGCUUAUUCUUUGGGUUUUUGGGACUUUUUUCGGCAUAUAGGCCUUACUGCCCCCCCCCCUGGUGAAAAAAUCCUGCGUACGGCCCUGAGCAUAAUGAAAAUUACAGUUCAUAUUUAUACGUCUACUGUUUCUAUCCAAGAAAAUUCGAUCAAAUUGUUCGGAAUAUAGACAAAUAUUUAGCUCCUUCAGCUAGUCUUACCCCAAGGCCGAAUCAUGCUCUUGUACCCGAGUUAUAAUAUGAGCAUGGGGACAAUCAGUGUACGACAGACUAAGAAUUGUUUUUUCUUUGUUUAUUACUAGGGUUGGGCGAUAUUAAAAAAAUCAUCUCACGAUUGUCGUGGAAAUUAACACCAUAUUCGAUAAUAUCGCGAUAAAUGCAAUAAAAACAAUGACCACAUUUUUCAAUUUUAAUUAAUAUCAAAGCAUAUCAAAGCAUAGUAUGCCGUGGGCACACAGCGCAAGCAAAGCCUGCAAUUUCAUUGUUCAGUGGCUUACUAACUUACCAAGGCUUACUAACUUACCAAUGAUUACUAACUUACCAAUGAUUACUAGAUUACCAAGGAUUACUAGAUUAUCAACUGUAGGAUUAAUUACUAGUUUACUCCAAGGAGUACUAGAUUACCAAGGCUUAGGCCCGGUUUAGACGGCGAACUUUUCAUGCGCCGAAUCUAAUGUAAUGUUUAAGUGCGACGCUGGAGCGGCGUCUAAAUCAAUUAAGUUCGGCAGAUUUUGAUUAAGUUCGACACGACUCGAAGAUGCGACAAGACAAGUCGUAUAUGCGACACAGGUUCGACAUUGAUUUAGACGCCGUGCUUUUCAUGCGCCGAACCUAAUGCAUAAUUAUUUUUUAACAUCAUAACAUGAUUUAUCAUAUAUUUGCAUUGUAAAUAUGUCCAAUAUAGUGUCCUCGCAAUUUGGUACGGCACAAUUAAGUUCGACGUCUAAAUCAGUUUCCAAUAUUUUGCCGUAUCUACGACAAUUAGAUUCGGCGCAUGAAAAGUUCGGCGUCUAAACCGGGCCUUAAUAACUUACCAAUGAUUAAUAGUUUACCAAGGAUUACUAACUUACCAAGGCUUUUAUAACUAACUUACCAAGGAUUGACUAGAUUAUCAAGGAUUAAUUACUAGUUUACCAAGGAGUACUAGAUUACCAGUAUAAGUAUAGGCUAGAUUACGAUGUAUAAAAGUUAGAAUGGUAUAUUGAUGACCGUAACACCAAGGCUUAACCAAUAUAUCGUAUUAAAUUUGUAUUUAAUUCAGGAAAUAGUUCUAAUUCUUUUAAAAACUAUAUUUUCUAGGAAUUGAAGGAAUUUUUUAGGAUUUUUAUUAAAGCUAUGUACACAUGCGAAGCAAUAUCACGAUAGUUUUCUUAUAGUUUCUUAUCUUUAUUAACGAUUUACCCAGUUACGUUGGAAGUUCUAAGCCUUUUUUAUUUGCCGAUGACUCUACACUAAUAUCCUCAGGAUCGGACCUUCACGAACUUAGUGUCUCUCUAAAGUCAGAUAUGACCUCAGUGUCCCGUUGGACUAACCAUAACAAAAUGUCUCUUAAUCCUGGCAAGACAAAAAUAAUGAAAAUAUAUUCCCAAUCAUUCCCUGAUCUUAGUCCAAUAACCAUUGAAGUCAAUAACAAUAAUGUUAAGGAGAUUACAUCCGCCAUUUUACUUGGAGUUACAUUAGACCAACAUCUGAAAUGGGAUAGGCAAAUUAAUACCAUCUACAAUAUAAUCAAUUCUAGACUUUACCUGCUCAAACGUAUACGUAGCUAUCUCACUUUUCAAUCCCGUAUUCAAUUAUAUUACGCACAACAACAAUAUCGCCCAACCCUAUUUAUUACUAAUCCGCGCAUAUUUUGGUCGUAUUUCAGAUAUCAACGAAUGCGAUCUAAAUCCAUGUGAUUCCAAUGCUCAGUGUACGAAUACUGAAGGCUCAUUCGUCUGUACUUGUAACACUGGAUACUCAGGAACCGGGCUUGUCUGCGCAGGUAUUUGAAUUUAUUAAGACUGACGGGUUUCGAUAUACGUAUGACUAACGUCACAAUAUCCAUCCUAUAUACCCCCACUCACAAUAAUGGUGCCGGAAAAUAAGAGUAUUUUACAACGGAAUCAUUUUCCUUAGUGACGUCAAAAAGUAGCGACACAAGCUACAUCUUGUUUUGUUGUUAAGUAAUAUUUCAAACCCGACUAUGAGGACUGGACUAGAUUUCAAGUCCGCACAAUUUAAUCGAAGUCCGAAUUGGAGGAUUUGAAAUGACAUCUCAUACGAAUAAAUCACUACUUAAAGUGAGGUGAAUUAAUUACAUAAUCACAUAAAUCACUACUUAAAGUGAGGUGAAUUAAUUUGAGGAUUUGAAAUGACAUCUCAUACGAAUAAAUCACUACUUAAAGUGAGGUGAAUUAAUUACAUAAUCACAUAAAUCACUACUUAAAGUGAGGUGAAUUAAUUUGAGGAUUUGAAAUGACAUCUCAUACGAAUAAAUCACUACUUAAAGUGAGGUGAAUUAAUUGGAGGAUUUGAAAUGACAUCUCAUACGAAUAAAUCACUACUUAAAGUGAGGUGAAUUAAUUUGAGGAUUUGAAAUGACAUCUCAUACGAAUAAAUCACUACUUAAAGUGAGGUGAAUUAAUUACAUAAUCACAUAAAUCACUACUUAAAGUGAGGUGAAUUAAUUUGAGGAUUUGAAAUGACAUCUCAUACGAAUAAAUCACUACUUAAAGUGAGGUGAAUUAAUUACAUAAUCACAUAAAUCACUACUUAAAGUGAGGUGAAUUAAUUGGAGGAUUUGAAAUGACAUCUCAUACGAAUAAAUCACUACUUAAAGUGAGGUGAAUUAAUUACAUAAUCACAUAAAUCACUACUUAAAGUGAGGUGAAUUAAUUUCGAUCCAGUCCAAGGACUGAAUUAAUUUCAAUGCAAUAUUGUUGAUCUAACAGCGUUACACGAUGUUGUUGGAUAAAAGUUUUGAACGAAGUCAAACGUAGAAAAUUCAAAACUUUGUAACGAAAUGCUGUUGUGUUUUUAGACAUUAAUGAAUGUCUCAAUAGCCCGUGUCACACUAACGGAUUAUGCACAAACAUACCUGGAUCAUUCCAGUGUUCUUGUCAGGUCGGAUUUACUGGAGAUGGUUUCUUCUGUGGAGGUAGGUUGAUAUGAUAUCCUCCUUACUCUCUAUAACAUUCUUGCACAAAGGUUUCUCCAUUACUGUAAUGAUAGCUGUGUAGCAGACUCGUAGGCCUACAAGGAGUUAUAUUGCUCGCGUUACUGCUCGCCAUCAUUAUCAAAUACCCGUUUGGAUAUAGAACUGUUACAGCCCUUUUUGUCUGUGGAAACACCAUGUAAAUUUAUUACAGCAAAGCUUUCGAUCCGUAAGCCUGCAUCUUCAUCAGUGCUAAUUGUUAAAUUUACGUGGUGUUUCCACAGACAAAAAAGUAUUAUAUGUUUUAUCGCCAUGUAAUCGUACAAAGAACUUGUUACAGCCCUGUAGCAGAUUUGUUACAUUGUCUAUCCAUCAAUGUGAUAUCAGGAUAUGUUAUACUGCCUCCUCCAACUUUUCGACAAGUUCUCAGGAUUCAUCUAACUGUCAGUGAUGUUCAUAUAUUUACAUAUUACCAUUUAUAUAUUUUACAUGGUGUAUUUUACAUGGAAUAUUUUCUAUGUAUUGCAAACAUUGAAAGGUGUUUAAAAGUAUUCAACUACUUGCAUGAUGGAAUAAGAUUAUUUUGCUACCUUUUAUUGGCAAGCUUCUUAUAUUUUAUCUACUCUUCUUGUUGAGAGUGUGCACAUAAGAGUUUUCAUAUAUUUUAUUACAAACUGAAAACCUUUCCCGUAAGCGGAUUAUAUUCAGAUGUGGACAGGAAUGCAAGUAUAAUAGUGUAGUGUUAUAGAGCAAUAGAAUUAAAGAUGAUUGUUCAAUUAACAAUGAUUGUUCAAUUAACAAUGAUGCAUAAUUAUUAGUAUUGUAGGUGAAAUGAAACACACUGUUUGUAUUUUUGUUCAGAUAUUAACGAAUGCUUAACAAAUCCAUGUCAUUCUGCGGCGACUUGUACGAACACUGAAGGAUCUUACACAUGUGCCUGUAAUACAGGUUAUACAGGAGAUGGAUUACUUUGUAGAGGUAUGAUAAUUGUCUAUUUUAUUGUUUCAAUGUUGACUGAAUGUCAGCUCACCUGGUCAUUGAUAGAGAAUCUGUACUGCACUUUCUUUAAGAUUCAAGCCAUGUGUUGUUGAAUAUUGCAAACGUCUGAUAAUUAUAUCAAAUAGGAAUUAAAGCGCGUAUAAAGUGUAUAGUUGUCAUUUACAUGCACGUUGUUCAUACAGUAGAUAUACCCAACAAUUACUUCAAAACAGAACCUAUUGUAAACACAACUUUUCUGGCUCAUAUACAUGCAACCAUCAUUCUUGGCCCCAUACCGCAUGUAAGCAGAGAAUUCGGAUUAUAAUUAACAGAAAAUAAUGGUGGAAUUUAAAAUAUUAUAAUUAUUUUCCAGACAUCAAUGAAUGUGCUAGCAGACCAUGUGAUGCACGUUAUGGAGUAUGUAACAAUAUACCUGGAUCGUUUACAUGCGCAUGUAUUACAGGAUUCUUUGGUGAUGGAUUUACUUGCACAGGUAAGGAGUUAUUUUAUAGUUUGCACAGUUUCCAUUGUAUACAUGAAUAGUGUGAUGAAACGUCAUAGAUAGACCACGAGUUAUCCACCUGUUUGGAAUUUGCAAUCACAAACACAAGUCGAGGAUUGUUUCGAGUUAUGACAUUCAUGACAAUGUUCAUGUUUAUCGACUAUUUUGAAGAUAUAAGCUGUUUUAGCUAGAAAAUUGAACGAAAAGCCUGUACUAAUGAAGACGAAAUCUGUUUCAGAUUUACAGACAUUAGUUAUAAAUAUUAAUUUAUUUUUAAUAUUCCUGCCGAAUGAGUUUGAUAAAGUAAAUGCUGUAUAGUGUUUUCUUAAAACUUUGAUUAAAUAUAACUUUUUCUGCAGACAUCAACGAGUGCACUGCUAAUAGGCCGUGUCAUGAACGUGCUACUUGUAAUAACACUGUUGGAUCUUACUUCUGUACCUGUUUACCUGGAUGGAGAGGCGAUGGUGUGAAUUGUGUUGGUGAGUAAGAAUUAACUUCUUUAUACAAACUGGUAUGUUGGGCUGUCGGUAUCAUAGCGGUACCUGCAUGAGCCUGUAGGGUUCGUCCCUGCAAGAAACAGUUGUAUGUUUAAAAAUUCCUCCUUAAUUGUAAGUUUGAAGAGUGGGUAUUAGUUUGAUUCUACCAAACAUCGCAUAUUUUCUCCUGGCACUCUUGAUUCUGCUAUUAACUGUCUUCGAAGGGUUGGUCCUCUCGUGCCUGGGGAUAGCAAGCCAUUUUAAAUAAAGUUACAGUUAAGUAGGUUAAAGCUGACCAAUAUUUGUAAUGAUUUACAUUUGGUUAUGGUCCAAAUUUGUUUUUUUUCUUAGACGUAAAUGAAUGCCUCGCGGGACCAUGUCACGUAAGAGGAAAUUGUACCAACACUCCAGGAUCUUACUACUGUAGCUGCGACGAAGGUUAUAUCUUGCGAAAUGGAGACGAGUGUAUUGGUAUGACUUAUGUUGUUAGCUUCUUGUCAGUAAAGUUGGGAAGAGCGCCAUAUAAUUAUAUAAACAAUAUCAACAAUAAAUUAUUAGAAAUUAUAAUCAGCAGCAAAAUAAGGGAGUAACCUUGGCAAUUAACCAAUAUCGUUCUUGUUCUCCACAUAAUCUAUUAACAGAAGCUUGAUAAACAGAAUUUUUUGUUUCAAAAAGAGUUACUCUGAACCUUAAACGAGGGUUUUCGUUUAGUCAUUGUUGUUGUUCUUUGUUAUUGUUGUUGAUUAAUAAUAAUAAAACCACUUUAUUUACCGAGGGUAACACAUAACAGUUCACAUUGAAAAACCUGUGGCCCUCCAACUCCUUAAAAAUACUAGAAUAUAAGUACAACUAUAUUAUAUGUAUGUAAGGUUUGAAAAGGUUAAAAAUGUAGAAAUUUACCAGUGUUUGAGAAAUAUGCAAGUAAACGUUUCCAGGAAUAAGAGGAAUCUGAUAAAGGUUUGCUUAAGCUAUUUUUGAAGGCUACUAUAGUCUCCUUCUUAAGUAUGUCAAUCGGAAUACUGUUCCACAACUUUGUGCUGCUAAUGUGAAAGAUUCGCCCAACUUCUGUUAACCGUACUCACCAUGCCUGGUUUUCUGGUAUGUAAUGCAGAGUUAUUAACUAUAGGAGCUGGUUAGGAGCAUCUCCUGUAAUACAUUUAUGUGCUGCAUAUAGGCUAUAUUCUUCUAUUAUACUGUUUAUUUUAGAUGUUGAUGAAUGCUUGACAAAUCCUUGCAAUAUAAACGCGGAAUGUAGCAAUGUACCAGGAUCAUUUGCUUGUAUUUGCCGCCCUGGAUACUCAGGAAAUGGAUUCGAUGAUUGUUCCGGUAAUAUUGUCGAAUGUUUAGUUCAAAUGAUCAUAUCUCCGCUUUACUGAUAAAAUUUUCUCCUUCCUCUCUACCGUUUUCGGGAGAUAUUUAAGACGAUUGUUAGUCAUAUGAAUUUCUUUAUGACACGAUAUUUCACAGUGAAGAGUGGCCAUUUAAAAUGGUUUAUACAUGCAUACAAAUCUUGAACCUGUGAGAUCUAUCGUAUUGGCCGAGGUGUGAACAUGGACUGCACUUGAGAAUUGCGCGCAUUGUAGUUGUCUAUCAAUCAUAGCUUGUCUCGCGCACAAUCAAUCGUGAUUCUUUCUCUUAACAGUUAUAUAAUUCAAUUUUGUUCAGAUAUCAACGAAUGUUUGGUAUCAAGUACAUGUCACAAAAAUGCAGAUUGUACAAAUACCAUUGGAAGUUAUGAGUGCCGUUGCAAACCAGGUUUUACCGGAAAUGGUCUCAGUUGUGUUGGUAAGGAAUUAAAUAGUAGACAUUAACUUUUCGUUGAUCAAGAUGGGCUAGAUGCGCCGUAUUAGGCAAAUUUUGCACAAAAUUAAUAAUACACUGGUCAUUGGGAAAUUGCAGUGUACUUACCAAAAACAAUCCACAAGACCCAGACUUUCACCAGUUGAGAGAGGCAAGGUGUAGCAAUAUAAAUGUGAUGUCCUAGCGAAGUUAUGCAAUGGAACACCUCAUAAACUGAAAUUUUGUAAACCGCCACUGCCUGUUAACGGACUUUUAUCUCAUCCACAAAUAUAUUUAGCAAGCUUUCCUUCAUCUUCUCUGAAAUGUCUACUACUCCAUAUCUUAUCUUUUCAUUCCUUAGUGUCUCUGUCCAGCUCUUCUUCAUCUCUUAUGACGUAUUGAUGCCAUCUCAGCUUUGGUUCUCUCACUUUCUCUGAAAUAUCUACCGCCCCACAUCUUCUUUUCAUCUCAUUUUGUCCUGCAGUGAAACCCAUGGCAUCCGUUUCAACAAUAUAUGAUAUGCUCAUAAUGUUUUUUUUAAAUAUGUUUUAUGAAAUAGUAUAGUUAACGUCUUUCACUGUUUAUUUUUCCUAGAUAUUAACGAAUGUUUAACAGUAAGCUGCCACGUGAAUGCCGAUUGUAACAAUUAUCCUGGCUCAUUCGCAUGUGUUUGUAAACCAGGAUAUAGUGGUGAUGGUCUAACAUGUGUCAGUAAGUGAAAUCAUUUCCCCAUGAUCUUGAAUAAUAUUGCCAUCAGAUUUAAUGAACAGUUGUAAUGAAAAUGUGAAGUCACAUCUUCAUACAAAAACAUAUCAUGAAAAAGGUCAAUAAGUAAAAAUAAUUGCUAGUACUACAUUAAUAGAGCUAUAAUAUUACAUAAUUUUCUCCUGUAUUAGUGAAAUAGUAGAGUAAUGGACGGCUGUAUUUGUGUUUUUAAGAUGUCAAUGAAUGUCUAACAAACCCUUGUCAUUCACUGGCUGUUUGCUUGGAUACUGAAGGAUCGUUUGAAUGUAGAUGCAGAACUGGCUACACAGGCGAUGGAUUCAGUUGUGCAGGUACGCAGCUGAUUCAACUUCCAUAUCAACUGCAACAAAUUUAAUGCACCUUGCGAUUCACUACCCUCAAAGUAAUUCCUAAUCCUUGCAAGUCCUACUCGUUAUUCUCCAACUGAUCAAUCCUUACUCUUAUCUUAACCAUAAUUCCUAAACUAAUCCCUUUUCAUUGCUUAGAGUCUUACCUCACCCAAAUGUAUAGCAACAGUUUCGUUGUACACAUCACAACUUCUUCAGAGCAUUUAAAUCUAUUUACAAAAGGAUGCUAUAUAUACGUACAAAUUGCUAAAACGGUUACAAAAUUCAUAUAAGCGAGUAAGCAGAGAGAGGAAAAAACACCCGUCAGUUGUUAGUAAUAAGUUAAUUACCUAUUACAUUGAUUAUAUUUUUAUUAGGUUAUAUUUAUAAAUAUUGAUCACAGAUAUUAGUACUAUCCCUCUGUUUUUGUUAGUUAAAACUUAAUAUGAAGAUAUUUCAGCAUUAUGCCUUGUUUAACAAUCCAUUAACUUUUUUUUAAAUUUACAAAUAGUUUAAUUCAGUAUUUUGUCGAAGAAAUACUUUCAAGCUCUAUUGUAAAUUAUUUAAUUCUUUUCCCUAGGAACACCGCUUGCAUUAUUACGUCUGCCAAUAAUUUUAACAGCUGUUGCUACCUUUCUUCUCCAGAUAUUAAUGAAUGUCUUUCACGUCCUUGCCAUGUUAACGGAAUUUGUUCCAACAGUCCAGGAUCGUACACGUGUACGUGUCAACAAGGAUAUGAUGGAGAUGGUCAAGUCAGAUGUGAUGGUAUGUAUUCUGUAUUUCUGUGUUAUCUUGAAGGACACACAAGAGUCACUUCCAGCCGCUAGUCCGCUACCCACUGUCGGAGUAAUGCUUUUGAGUGGAAACAAAGUGUUCUACAGUUAUAGCUAACCCGCGAUGUUUAUUAAAACGAAAUAUACAACAGCUGGUUAAUCGUCUUGUGGGACUUAUUACUAUAAAUAUAUAUACAGGUGUACAGCUAUUUCAAUUAAGGUUGUCCCCCGAGCAAAGCGGAAAAGUCGAAUACGAGCGCGAAAGGCUGCUGGGAAUCGCUAAUAAAUUCAUUCAUUUAUUAGCGAUUCCCAGCAGCAUUUCGCGCUCGUAUUCGACUUUUCCGCUUUGCUCAGGAGACAACCUUAAUUGAAAUAGCUGUAUAUAUUGAUUCCGUGAAUACGAAAUCUCAUUAUUUUAUAUACUGAUGCAACGAAUUGCUAACAUCUCAUAGUAUGGUAAUUAUAUUAAUUAUAGAAUCUUAACUAUUUUUUAUUGCUUUAUUCCUUUAGAUAUGAACGAAUGCCUGCGAAAUCCUUGUCAUGUGAAUGCAACUUGCACGAACUUCCCAGGUUCAUUCACAUGCAGAUGUAACGCUUUCUUCACUGGCGAUGGUUUCAAUUGCCAAGGUGGGUAGAGAAAUUUUGAUGUAGAGAAACUUUUGAUGUGCAAAACCUGUUCCAUGCAAGUAUUGAUGGAACGAUCAAUAUAAACCGUAUAUAUACUAAAGUAGAAAACGUAACGACUUCAACCUCAAUAUUCGAGGAAAACAAGAAGAGACGAGAUUUAAUAAAAAUAUUUCGUAUUUGUUAUUAUACAAAUCAAACAAUGAAUUUGUUAUACAAUAUAAUAUUAUUGUUGAAUUAGUCAUUUCUGAUUUUUCUUUGAGAUAUUUUUUUAUUUUAUGUUGUAUAGAUAUGUAAUUUUCAAUAAUUGAGUUGAGAUCCAUGAGACUGGAUUAAAGAUAUUUACGAAAAGGUUUUACAGCAAUUUUCAGCAAGACUAGCUGUAAAAAAGGAGAAUUUCAACUAAUUAUGCAUGUUCAAAUUAUUAUUAUUAUUAACAAUUAUUAAUAAAAAUUAUUAUUAUUACUAUGAUGAUCUCCUUGUUUUUUAGAUAUUAAUGAUUGUUUGACAUUCCCAUGCCACAUUCGAGCGAACUGUGUCAAUUAUGUUGGUGGCUUCGAUUGUGUAUGUAAGACUGGUUAUACUGGACCAGGUGUCUGGUGUAGAGGUAUGUUAUUAUUAUCUUAUGAAAUUCCUGGAUCCUGAAGAAUAUUUGCAUUCACAAUUUGAUUUUGGACAAUUUUGUCAUACUUCUGUUAACAUUUUAACCAUACUUACAGUGUACUAUACAAUAGAAUAUAUCUUGGUUGCCGGGCUAGGUAGCGAAAAGGUAUACAAUUGAUGGAUCUAAUUACAUGAAAAUUAAGAACAAACUUGGACGUUUCGAACAAAGGUCUUUCGUCUGGAAAUUAGUAGCUUCCAGUCGUGCCUUCGCUCGAAAUAUCCACGUUAGUGUGGCGGAUAUGUGCAUGGAUGUUUCCGAAGAGGGUUAAAAGCACCAAAUUGUGCACAGUAGCAUCUUUUUAUGAGUAGAACAACAUGCAAAAGUGGGGCCAUCGUGAAACCGUUUUUUUUAGAGAAAUACGAUGCUAUUAGCAUUAUUUGCUAUUAAAUUCUACUACAACAAAAAAUGUGAAAUUUUGAAUUCAAUCGCGACAAAUAUAACUUGCAUCACCAGAAAGCUUGUAAAAAACUACAUAAAAGACUUUUAAACAGUUUUUUAUUCUUCAAAUGGUUAUUGCUGUAAAUUAGGCAUAUUAUCUCGCUAAAAAUCCCUAAUUCAUUAUUCGAUGUUUGAAAAUGCGUUUUUACCAGUUUAUAAUUCGAAAACUAUUUCAGUAAUAAAAAAACUGUCUAAACGUCUUGUCUUAUAUGCAGUUUUUUAUCAGCUUUCUGAUGAUGCAAGUCAUAUUUGUUGUAAUUGAAUACAAAAUUUCACAUUUUUUGGCUAUAAUAGAAUUCAAUAGAAGAUAAUCACUAAUCACCCGUUUUCAGGAGUUAGCAGCAAAAUAGCGAUGGCCCCACUUCAAAUAUCUAUUAAGCAAAUAAAACUACAUCAAUUGUAAAAGUUUGAUUCUUUUAACCUCAACGGGAACUACUGAUCAAUAAUUUUACACAUAUCCGCCUCACUACGUUCUCAAUAACAACAGAAUACAAUGCAAAACAUUUUGACUCAAAAAACCUUGAGUAAAAUUAUGCACCCACAGUAAUGUGUACAAGCAGUUCUGGUGAUUAGCCAUGAAAUAUUAAAAAACAUUAAUUUGGAAAAAAAAACAUCGUUGGUAUAUGUAUACUUAGAGUAUGAUCACACGCACUUAGCCAAUCAGAACUCAGUAUCUCAGGGGUCUAUAUUCCAUUAGUGGCCAUCUAAUUCUGGGGCGUCUAUAUCCCACUAAACACACGUGAUCAUUGUCUAUCCUAUAUACAGUACUUACUGUGUUUUGUAUAUAGAAGAAUCAACUGCAUGCAAUAUAUGUAGCAAUAUUUAGAUGUAGUGCAAAAUUCAGGAAAUAAAACUGGUGCCUUCACCAAGACAUGCUGCUAAACGUUGAGUAAAAAGGGAUUAAUUACCUUCAAAUAUAUAAAGCAGCGUGCAAAAUGUAUGCAUAUAUUAAUAAUUGAUUAACAAUUAUAUGAGUAAUAUAUAAAGUAUGAGCAGCCAAUGUAUCUGAAAUACACGGCGAGGCAAAGCCAAUCGUACAAGAGUAUUCAAGAAAUCAAAUUCACCAACUAUUUUGGCGACAUUUUAGCCGAGAAAGUCGAAGUUAAAAUUAUGUAAAUCAGGACGAAAUCUACAUCCGAUUUACAGAUAUUGAUUAAACAUGCAGUUCUUUUGAAUUUUCCUCAUGAUUUAUUAAUGACUAUUUUAAAUUCUGUUUUAGAUAUCGACGAGUGUGUUGAACGGUUUAAUAACCCGCCAUGUACAGACUUGGCACUCUGCACAGAUUUGGAAGGUUCAUUCAGGUGUGGUUGCCGAGAGGGGUACACUGGAAACGGAACAAUUUGCAAUGGUGAGAAUUCAAUUUUAACUGAAUUGGAAAACGUGUUGCUAUUAUAAUGACAAUAACGACUUGUGGUGUACGAUAUACAGGGUAUCAUAAAAAACACGCUAUGGAAAUUCAACAGGCUAUCGUGCAUCAUAAACGUGGCUAAAUAAUUCAAUGUUUACAUAGGACGAAAGAACAGUUAUUUAGCUUUUCAAUGAUACUCUUUUUAAAUCGUAACGAUGAGAAAUGGCCAGAUACUCGUCAAAUAAAAAUUGCCGGUCGAAAUCACAUUCUUCCACCGUUAGGAAUUGCAUGGAAAACGAAACAUAAACAAUUCCCAAGAGGGAAUUAAAAUUGAAUGUUAAAUUAUCUAAAAUAAGCUCAACUCGUCAAUCUUCGUCUUAGUGAGACCAUAAGACCGUCCAUUAUUGCAUUAAACAUGGUUCAAUUAACCCCUGAACAGAAAACAUUCGUAAUCAAAACGUUUUACGAAACAAGUACCUUGCAGCAGACUCGCGGUGCUUUUGGAUUGAUUAACUUUGCAUAAUUAAUGUAUUCUCAAUUCCCAACGGUGGAAGAAUGUGAUUUCGACCGAAUUUUUUUAUUUGACGAGUAUGUGGCCAUUUCUCAUUGUUACGGUUUAAGAAAUAUAUCAUAGAAAAGCUAAAUAACAGCUCUUUUGUCCUAUGUAAAAAUUGAAUUGUUUAGUUAAGUUUGUGAUGCACAACAGCCUGUUGAAUUUCCAUAGCGUUUUUUUUUAGACACCCUGUACAACAACAAAUCCAAAAGAUGACUUAAUUUAUAGACUAAUUUAUUUUCAUAUCAAGACCACGAUACGUUUCUAAUGUUGUUUACGUUUCCUUUCAAUAUUAUCAAUGAGUUUAUGAAUAUAUUUAACAUUUUACUUCUUAAUUCAUCUUUAUUAGAUAUUGACGAAUGUGCAAGUCAGCCAUGUCAUAUUCAUGCCAACUGCAUAAACGCUCCUGGAGCUCAUCAAUGUGUUUGUAAAGACGGCUUCGUUGGCGAUGGAUUGUCCUGUAUCGGUAAGUCAUGAUCAUUUCCUUAAAGCACUGGGUCUAGUAUUAAUAAACUACAGGAUUCCUGAUAUAAAACUAUUCAUUUCUUUCGUUAUAGGAGCUGGUGCGUGCCCGGAUCCCAGUGUCUGUGAUGUAAAUGCUGUGUGCGCAUACUCAAACAACCAAACGUUCUGUAGCUGCAAGGCAGGUUUCUCUGGAGAUGGAAACACCUGUGUUGGUUGGUAUUUUGUUCAAAUACCUUGACGAUCAUUUCCUUUUAAUUGUUCCUAAAAUUAAAAAUUCAGUAAUGAAUCCCGAUGUAUUAUGCUGAAGUUCAUAUUCAACACGUCACUAUUUUAUACGUCCAUAAUAUUGAUCGAAUAUUAUACAAGUCUUGAACAGUUUUCGCCAAUGUCAACAAUCAUAGAGCAUUUUAAAUGUAAAAUAUUAGUAGAUGUAUAUAGUACACGUAACGUAUAUGGCUUGUGUCGAAUAAGUACAUUAUGUUCAAUGAAAGCAUAUUACGAGUUAUUCCCGGUUCUAAAUUAUUUCCACUUUCAGCAUUGUUUGUAAUUUCAUUUUUUCGUUGACUUUCAAUCUGAAUAGUUGGCAUGAUUGGUUCAGGUCUGAGAUAUUUUUAUCUUCACAGAUGUGGACGAAUGUUUAACUAAGCCUUGUCAUGAAUUGGCCUCCUGUAUAAACACUAUUGGUUCUUAUGUAUGUCGUUGUCCCACUGGUUUCACUGGGAGUGGGAAACAGUGCCUUGGUAAUGUAUUGUAUUGGACCUAAAUCCUUUUUAGGAUGUAUAGACUUGUGUACUAUAGGGCAUUGUAUACUAUAGGGCAUACUAUAGGGCAUUGUGUACUAUAGGGCAUUGUGUACUAUAGGGCAUUGUGUACUAUAGGGCAUUGUGUACUAUAGGGCAUUGUGUACUAUAGGGCAUUGUGUACUAUAGGGCAUUGUGUAUUACAAGGCAUUGUGUACUAUAGGGCAUUGUGUACUAUAAGGCAUUGUGUACUAUAGGGCAUUGUGCACUAUACAGUGCAUUGUGUACUACAGGGCAUUGUGUACCAUAGAGCACUGUGUACUAUAGGGCAUUCUGUACUAUAGAAUUAUUUUCAUGAACUCUUAUUCGCAAUUUUUAUUUGUACAAAAACUUGGUGUUGUAUGUGAAUGCUCCAAGCCAUGCAUUAAAUCUGCACUCCCCCUAUUCCUAUCUCGAGGUUAACAACUUUUUAUGCAAGCUUGCUUUUGAAAGAUGUUCAUACAAAUGUCUUUUUCCUCUCAGAUAUCAAUGAAUGUGCUGCGUUACCUUGCCCAUCUGGAAGUAUUUGUACCAACAGUCCAGGAUCGUAUCGUUGUUCGUGUCCCGUUGGUUUCCUGUAUGACUUUGGUCUUGGAAGAUGUACCGGUCAGUAUUUCUUUUACUUUAAUUCAGCUUACGGCUGCAAUGUUAUCGUGAAUAAACUAGUAACUAUUCUUUUUAUAUAAGCCAAAUAUUUCCUUGCCUUGGCCGCCGGCAAUAUACUGUACAUUUGCAAUUGAGUUCGUUAUCAUUUUGAAGACCAUUGAGUAUUGAUAUUGCGUAUUUUCAUAUUACUAGAGACAACGAGGGUGACACAAUUACUAUAAGGCUUUUUUAGAUUAUUAAUCUUUUAUAAACUUGGCAAACGACUAACUCGAGAAACUUCAUAACUUCUUUCAGCAGCCAGGGCUGGUUUCAUUAAUUUAGUAAUAAUAUGUUCUGAAAUAAAUUAAUUGAUUGCAAGACAUUUACCAUUAUAUAGUAUUGCAUGAUGCAUGUAAUGCUUUUCACAUUCAAUACUAGAUAUGAAUGAAUGCUCCAACAAUCCGUGCAGACUUGGAACGACUUGUGUGAAUACUCUGGGAAGCUAUCAUUGUGAUCCUAUUGAAAGAUGUCCAUGUGGUGAUAUCAGAAUUAAUUCUGUCUGUGUCAGUAAGUGAGAAUUUAUUGAUGUUGACUAAUAGGAUAUACACAAUACUGGUCCGUGCGGCUCGUUUACCUAAUUUAUUAUUUACAAAAAUAAAUCCCCACAGAGUUUAUCUUUUCUUUGCGAGGUCCCUGAAUAACUGAAUUACUAUUAGAUCAACUGCAGGACAAAGAACAUUCCAUUACAGAACUGUCACUCUCUGGAACAACAUUAACCCUGACUUAAAACUUUGCAAAUCUUUUCCAAGCUUUAAAAUUAAACUGAAACGGGAACUGCUUCAGCAAUUUCUAGAUAGUGAAGAGCAUUUUUUUCUUUUGUUAAUCAGUAAGCGUUGUUGUCAUUGUCGUUGUUAUUGUCCUUGAUGUUGUUGUUUUUGCUGUCGUUGUUGAUGACGUUGACGUAUGUUGUAUGUUGCUGUUGUUAAUAAUGUUGCUGUCAAGAAUUGAUGUCGUGUUUGUGUAGAAAGUAAUUGCGUAAUCCCAUUAUAUAAAUUUAGGAUCUAAUGUAUAAUUAUAGUAAUUAAUUGAUAUGUAUGUGUAUUUUUGUCACUGAAAAACCCCUUUAUAGGGGAGUGUCAAUAAAGUCAAUAAAAGAAAGUCAAUUACAAACUAAAGUGUAAACGCUAUAAUAACACAUUUUAUCAAAAUUUUAUGCAUCCGUUCCACAAUGAUAACUUUCUACAAGACAGUUUACAUGUGAACUGAGAAAUUAAGUUAAUAUCCCAAAGGUGUGAUGGUAAGUGCUGUAACUCGUACAUAUAUAUUUUACACAAGAAAAAAACAUUUUCUUCUUACGUUUUCAUUAGAACCAUUCCGAUAUCAUGUUUGUGUGGUGUUCGCUCAAGGUGCGGUGUACUCACCCGCUCUUCUUAGUAAUACUUCUGAUGAGUACAAAUCACUCGAAGCAAAUCUUACUGCUGAGGUAAGUAUUUUUCCAAGGAGCGCCUUGGGUAAAUAUUUCAAUCAGUCGAUCCAUCUCACCCAAAGUGCACCUAAAGUACACGAAAGACUGCAUGUUUCCAUUCAAAAAAUUCAAUCCAAAUUAAAAUUUUUUGUACUUCCAUUUUAGCUGAAUUACGUUUACUGGAAUUCGGCAGUGAAAAAUUACUUCAUUGGAACAACGGUUUCUAGGUUCAGGUAAGGAUGAUAUUUGAUUGCACAACAGAACAAUUAAGUUAUUGUCAAGAUGUUGCUCUGUGUGUCCACAUCGGAUAAGCUGAAAAGUUGGGAAUCGAACCCGCGACCUUUGGUUUGCUAGUCCAAUGCUCUACCAACUGAACAACAAAGGUCAAGACAGCAAACCAAACGUCGCGAUUCCCACCACGAUCAAGCAAACUAUUCAGCUUGCCCGGAGCGGACACACUUAGAACAACAAAGGUCAAGACAGCAAACCGAACGUCGCGAUUCCCACCACGAUCAAGCAAACUAUUCAGCUUGCCCGGAGCGGACACACUUAGAACAACAAAGGUCAAGACAGCAAACCAAACGUCGCGAUUCCCACCACGAUCAAGCAAACUAUUCAGCUUGCCCGGUGCGGACACACUUAGAACAACAUCACAGACACAUAUCUUUCACCUGAGUGCACAACGCCAGAUACAAAAAUUCAAGAACGAUUUAGGUUUUCUGUGUUUGAACAAAAUACAUGUACAUUGAUUAUAGGUCAUUAUAUACCACUUGAAAAACAUCCACUAACCCUAGACAAAUUAAAGUGCCUAUGUCAUGAUUUGUGUAAUUUUAUUAUUUGUAAUCAUUAGAAUAUUUUAUGAAGAAAUGCAAUAUAUCUUUAAAAGAAAAUAUUCCAUCUUCACAGGAUUAUCAGGCCUCAAAGUUACCGGAUAUGACAUCAAACCGGGAAUUGCAAAUUAGAUUUCUUUUGAUUCUAGCGUAUAAAAUUCCCGAUUUGAUGUCAUAUCCGGUAACUUUGAGGGCUGAUAAUCCUAUGAAGAUGGUAUAUUUUCUUAUAAAGAUAUAUUGCAUUUCUUCAUAAAAUGCACCAAAGAUAAAAUAUAUUUAAAAUCCCAAAUCAUGACAUACAGUAGGCACUUUAAGCACAAUCCAUCCCAGUUUUAAUAUGGAAUCAGUAAUGCUUAUAAGCUCCAUUCCUUAUACAGACAGAUAUGAUUAUAUUUUUGUCAUUGUUUUAGUUCCGAGGUGUACAAUAGCAGAACGGUAUUGAAAUCCUGCUUUAUUGUCUAUCAUUACAUCAAUACUACUGGACUGACUGCUGAUAAAUUGUCAGAUGCUAUUGAAGAUUCAUCUACACCUACUAGUAAUCCCAAUGAACUUCAAUUUGGAAAAGAGGAUAGCUUUGUGAUCGUGCAAGAUAGAAUAACGUCUUCAGGUGCAGCAGCUUAAUACAAUUUCAAAACAUGAUUACGAAUCCAAAAUUCGUUUUUCUAAAAUAUGACUAAACGAUUAACAUUGCCCCUUCUAGAUAUCAAUGAAUGCGUCGCACAGACAUGCAGCCCAUGUCAUCAACUUGCUAACUGCAGUAACCUACCUGGUACCUAUAACUGCAGUUGUCACGACGGUUUCCAAGGCGAUGGCGUCAUUUCCUGUCAAGGUGGGUAAUCCAUCCGAUUAGACGGCGAGCUUGUUCUGGGAAGAAAAAUUAGGCAAUCUUUUUUACUGUCACUUGUUUCUUUCUGUUAUCUUUGUCAAACUAUUUGGAACUUUUUUAAUAUGUUUAAGAAUAGAAAACAUUUAAGAAAAAUAUAAAAUAUGUUUCACGACAAACUGAGUAAUUUUAAAUAUGAAAACCGAUCUGUAUUUGAGAACUAGUCCCAGCCUUUUUCCGCUUUACCAGAUCUGGCACAUGUGGUAUUAUUAACGGGAAAUGGUGUUAUUAUGUCCGGAUCAAUGUAUAUGUGGUGCUUUUUCAUUUAUCAUAUAUGACAUUUAAAGUAGCUAAUACAUAUAAUUAAUAUAUAAUUAUACGCAGAGCGCAUUAACAUUUUACAUACGUAGGCGUUUGCAGGAUUCAAGUCUAAAAUUCCUCUAAAUGUUUUUAAUCGGAUAACAUAGUUAAUAGAACAUAGUGUCGAAGCAUUUCCACACAAUUUCUCCUCAAAAUCAUCAACGCUAAUUCAGUUUGUAUUUGAUUUAUUAAGAUAUUAACGAAUGUGCAAGCAACCCAUGUCCAGUUGAUUCCUCGUGUGUAAACACAAUUGGAUCGUUUGAUUGUCAGUGUAGCAGGACAGGGUUUACUUACAAUGGUCAAUCAUGUCAAGGUAUGGAAUGUUUAAACAAUGUUUUUUUGUAUAAGCAAUUGAAUUGCUCGAGAGGUUUUCUACAAGUCGGCAUGAUGAAAACUUUAGAUCUCUCUUGACAACUGUUUUGUCAAUAAUAUAGGGAAAAUGAAUAAUUAGAUCAAUGUUGAAUACAUUAUUCUCAUCAAAAAUAUUUAGUGUUUACACCAUUCAUGCAUGAUUUCAAAGUUUAUAAACAAACAAAUUUUCGUCCACUAGCCUAGAAAAAGGUUUUUCACAUAAGUUGAAAUACCUUGCACCAAAUUACUAUUUUGCUUGGCACUGUAUUACCAUAAAAUAAAUCACAAUUAAGAACGCUUUCAUGUAGGCCUAUAUUAUUAACAUACAAAUGAUUUAGUUCUAAUAAUCAUAUAUAGUUAUCAGAGCUAUCAAAACAGAAACAAUUAAUUAAAUAUAAUUAGACAAAUAUAUUAAUAAUAUUAAUGGUAUAUAUUUUAUAUUCCUUCAAUUCAGAUAUUGAUGAGUGCAUCUCUGCUAACCGAUGUCCGUUUGGAUUUACCUGCGAGAACAAUCCGGGAUCACAUAAAUGCUUAGGUGAGUGUUGGGUUUUAGCUACUUACCUCACACAUACAAUCAAUGAAUAGCAUUGCUCACCCCAUUGUCUUGUUGCAUGGCCUUUUUAAACUGAUUUAUAUUCCCCAAAUUUCAAACGAAAUUUAUUUAUUCAAACAUUCCUAAUCCUUGCAAUCCUAAUUCCAAUCCUAAGCGUAAUCCGAGAUUUUACCCUAAUCCUAACAUAAUACUAACCUUAACCCUUAUCGUAACUAGUGUUCCCUAAUUUACGCUGAAACCUUAUUAUAGUAUUUCCUAAUAUACCCUAAAACAUAUUAUGUCGUCAUUUCCGAACAUUUAUAACGAAAAAACUGCGGAUUCAUAAAGUGGUUAAACACUGCGAUUAUGGUCAUUCCUAUAGCGAACAGUUAUUUCAAAGUAAGGUAUUCGUGUAAACCCAUCAUCGUGUUUGAAGUGGAAAAUUGUCGAUACAUUCGACCAAAAUGAAAUACUUAUACGAUUCUCAUUUACCCAUGCAAGAAUGUUUCAGGAAUACUUACGUUUUCUUAUAGGCCGAUGUAUACGAGCUAUUGAUAUGGCAUUCGCGGUCGACACAUCUGGCUCAAUUCGUUUGCCAAAUUUCAAUCUAAUAAAAGAAUUCUUGUACCAGGUCGUUCGUGAUCAUGAUGUUGGAGAGGACUUUGCUCACUUCGCUGUCAUUCAUUUUAGUACCAAUGCUACAGUACUGUUUAAUUUCAACAGACUCCGAAACGCAGAGCUAACAGCAACAAAUGUAAACAGUUUAAUUAACAUGUUACCAUACGAUGGUGGUGAGACCAGUAUUGAUCUGGCAUUAGUUAGGGCUCGUGACCACAUCUUUACAGACGCUGGUGGUUGGAGAAGCGCACAGAACAUACCUAAAGUAAGUGUGGUAAAAUACUGAUCCCUUAUUUUGUGUGUGUGUUUUGAUGUUAUGUACUCAGGUGAAUAUAAUGUUUUUGAUGUUUGUGAUGUUACUCUGAGUGUGUAUCCAACCGGGCAAACUUGAAAAAUAUGCCUGGCCACGGUGGGAAUCGAACCUACGACCUUAAAAUAAUCUCCAACAUUUUCCAAAUAGCUUUUGAAACAUUAAUCUUAAAUUAUUUAUUACAUUGUCUUGAACUAUAUGUAAUAUGAGAUUACGUGAUAAAUAAGGGAUAAGUAUAAUGUUUUUGAUGUUACUCUGAGUGCAUAUCCACACCGGGCAGGCUGAAAAGUUAGCCUGACCACGGUGGGAAACGAUUCCCUGUUGUAACAGUUCCGCGCGCUACUACGACAUGUGAUUAAGGCUAUAAACCACGCUUGAAAAGUUAUUCACUUAAUAAGCAUGCCUUAUAGCGUUUGUCUUUGAAACUCUGCACUAUCCUUGGAUCCCUAGUUUAUAUACCCAGAAGAACGAAAAUAAAAAUUCUUUCACGUUUGAUUGAUGGACCUUUCGUCUUCCAUGCUGCUUACGUUCAAUUGAAGAGUAUUUGUAUCCUUAUACAAAUCUCAUCCAUCUCAUUCCAAGUUGUUUAACUAAAACCUCACUGACAGUUUUUUUCUAUUAAUAUACGGUACUACACCAUACUGGAACCCAUACAAUACAUUUAUUUUACAAUCGAAAUUCGCACCUCUUUCUUCAGGUGCUUGUUGUCAUUACUGAUGGCAGGCAAACAUCAGGUGGCAAUCUUACCCAACUUGCUGCAAAUCUGAAGAGCAAAGGAGUUGUUAUAAUAACUGUUGGUAUUGGAAGCCAAGUAGUACGUGAUGAAUUAGUCCAGAUCGCCCAAGGUGCUGCUGAAAAUGUUAUCGAAAUUGAUGAUUUUGCUCUGCUUAAGAACAAGACAGACACUUUGAUCGAACGGUCGUGCCGAG